AUUCCUCUGAGGGAGACGAAGGGUUCAACGAUGGCCUGAAAAUGGAGGUAUUUUGAAGCUUUCGAAAACCUCCAAACUCACAAAUCGCUAAUUCGCCUCGCGAGUUUCUUCAAUCCCAGAAAAUUUCAGCGUCGAUAAAUGGCGCCCAUGAAGUUCAAUGAUCAUUGGGCUUUUCUGGAAGAAUUUGAAGCACCCAUGUGGGUUGAUCUCACCUUAGAAGGGAAGUCCAACAAUCAUAACAUUGAUGAUAAGUGGUUCUAUACACACCACCCGAUCCAUCAAUGCUCCUAUCAUGACCUGAAAUCAGCAUCUUCUCAGCUUUUAGGGGAGGGUAAGAAUUUAGAUUUUGAAUUAUCGGUGUCUUCUUCUCCGAACAUUCCCGACUCUGUCUCGAGAUCAAGAGGGAACGACUUUGACGACAAGAAGUGGAAAGGCAGCUGUCGGGAUUUCACAAUAGACAAGCAUAUGGUAACAAGUCAACCAUUAGGCAAUUCUAGUACACUUUUGUCAGAUAUGAGGAGAAGUCUUAGGAAAAGCUAUGCCACUAGACAAGCAUCAAGAUUGGAGGUUAAUAACAACAGUCGAAGACAGUCAAGUGGCCGUAACUCUUCUUCGAGUAAUUCCAGUGUAUGCUCCUCUUUAAAUCCUGGUUUUGGUGCUAAAAUCAUCAAUUCUAUGUCUGAACAAGAUCCCAAAAAAGCUCGAGGUCUCGGAAGCUUUUCGAGGAUGACUCAUGCAGCAAUGAACAAGUCAAAAGUUUCAAGUGUUUCUUCAAGCACAUUAAUGAUUCAAGUGGAGGACGUGAGUUCCAAUUCAAGGAGGUUUGGUAAAGUCUAUAAUGCUAAGUCAGCCCACAUGGAGGCUUCAAAACCAAAGAUACUUCGUUCAAAAUCUUCUCUACUACAGAAAAGAGACGAGCAAAAUGCUUGUUUAAGGCCAAAGAAAAAAGGAGUUUUGGCUGGAAGAUGCAAAAUAGCUGUUGCUGGAAAGGAGAAUGCAAUAGGAGGGAGAAUUGCUGUAAGUCAGAAAGGUGAUGGUAGAGUCCCUUCUACUGUUAGUAUGGUCAAGGAUCAGAAAAGGACACAGCAUAAGGUUCCACAAAGAAUAGGCGGGCGAAGUGUGGUUAGCUUGAAGCAGCAGGCUAAAAAUUGUCAUCCAAGUGAAGGGAAAAAUCUGGAAAAUGGAAGUCAAAGGGUCUACUUUCGUUGAGUGAUCUAAGGAGUCUGUACAUAUAUAACAUCUCCACACAUAACAGAGGACGCAACGGGGCGGGCAACCGAAUCUCUUUCCUUUACCUCUCUAGACUGCGGUUGUAAGUUCCGUUCUUAUGGCUCGAAUCGAUUUCCAUUUGACCCAAUGAGUUUGCAAAUGCUCUUGUAACUGUCUUUUUGAAAUCCCAACUUGGAGAUAUAGAUUGUAAAAUGCUGAAACUGUAACUCUGAACAUCAUUUUGCCAUGCCCAAAUAUUAAGAAUUUUUUUAGCA
Molecule: messenger RNA, 1484 nt
Organism: Momordica charantia (bitter melon)
Lineage: Eukaryota; Viridiplantae; Streptophyta; Magnoliopsida; Cucurbitales; Cucurbitaceae
Source: RefSeq, a predicted model, not a curated record